AUGACAGUGUGUGAUGACUCAAUGACAGUGUGUGAUGACUCAAUGUCAAUGUGUGAUGACUCAAUGACAAUGUGUGAUGACUCAAUGACAGUGUGUGAUGACUCAAUGACAGUGUGUGAUGACUCAAUGACAGUGUGUGAUGACUCAAUGACAAUGUGUGAUGACCCAAUGACAGUGUGUGAUGACUCAAUGACAAUGUGUGAUGACUCAAUGACAAUGUGUGAUGACUCAAUGACAAUGCGUGAUGACUCAAUGACAGUGUGUGAUGACUCAAUGACAGUGUGUGAUGACCCAAUGACAGUGUGUGAUGACUCAAUGACAGUGUGUGGUGACUCAAUGACAAUGCGUGAUGACUCAAUGACAGUGUGUGAUGACUCAAUGACAAUGUGUGAUGACUCAUUGACAAUGUGUGAUGACUCAUUGACAAUGUGUGAUGACUCAAUGACAGUGUAUGAUUUGUAA
Pecten maximus is the source of this 462-nucleotide messenger RNA. RefSeq names its product probable DNA repair protein RAD50. Bases 1 to 462 code for a protein of 153 amino acids. The record is from RefSeq and is a predicted model, not a curated record. The transcript has a single exon. Lineage: Eukaryota; Metazoa; Mollusca; Bivalvia; Pectinida; Pectinidae.